AUGGAGGAGAAGAUCAUUGAAAGUGUCCAGACCUAUGACACAACUGAUCUUAAGCCAGAGAUGAGCUCCCAAGUAUUACCAAAAGACAUCCACUCCGAUUCGUCGUCGCGAACUGCGGCAGAUGAUCUAGAUGGAAAAUUAGAGGUGGUCCAGGAGUCUCCCAAAGAUGACGAGAGGAAAUAUCUCGCUGGCAUCAAGCUUACCAUGGUCGUCACGGCGGUAACUUUGGUUAGCUUCUUGGUGCUGCUCGAUACUUCAAUCAUUGUGACUGCUAUUCCGGUGAUUACGACUCAAUUCCACUCUCUUGAGGAUUUAGGAUGGUACGGUAGCUCGUAUCAAAUUGCCAGGUACCCAUUGAAUCUCCUCACUCACACGGCUCUCACUAAAGUCUCAAUCAGUGCAUGCUUGCAACCUCUGACAGGCAGAGUCUACACCAACUUCAAAUCGAAGUGGACAUUCUUAGUCUUCUUUUUUAUCUUCGAGCUGGGAUCUCUUCUCUGUGGCCUCGCAACAUCCUCAAAGAUGUUAAUUGUUGCUCGAGCAGUGGCAGGCCUGGGUUCAUCCGGCUUGAUGAAUGGGGCGUUGACCAUUGUUUCAUCAUCCGUCCCAUUGCACAAGUCUCCCACUCUCAUUGGAAUCAUGAUGGGCUUCUGUCAACUUGGUGUCGUGUUCGGCCCUUUGCUGGGAGGUGCUUUCACCGAAUAUACGACCUGGAGAUGGUGUUUCUACAUCAACCUUCCAAUCGGUGCUCUAGUUGCGGUGCUCCUCCUCUUUGUUGAAAUUCCGGAUCAAGCAGAAAAGCCCCCGAUCAAAGCAGCCAUGCACACGAUCCUCCACAAGCUCGAUCUCAUCGGAUUCGUUCUGUUCGCCCCUGCUGCGAUCCAACUUCUCUUGGCGCUUGAAUACGGUGGUAGUAAAUAUCCGUGGGGGAGCGCGACCGUCAUUGGUCUUUUUUGCGGUGCCGCAGGUACAUUUGCACUAUUCCUGUACUGGGAGUAUCGUCAAGGUAACCGAGCUAUGAUUCCCUUGUCGAUGGUCGCGAAGCGAACCGUGUGGUCAAGCUGCCUGGUCAUGCUCAGCCUCUUCGCCAUGGUGCUUUGCGCUUCCUACUAUCUCCCCGUCUACUUCCAAGCCAUUAAGAAUGAAUCUCCGAUGAUGAGUGGAGUGUACAUUCUUCCCAGCAUUCUGUCACAGUUGGCGUUGGCAGUGACUUCUGGGGCUCUGAUUGGCAAGUUCGGGUACUAUCUUCCCUGGGCUGUUUUCUGCGGAAUUGCUACUGCCAUCGGAAGUGGUCUGAUCUCGACUUUUACGCCUUCUACCUCCGUGGGGAAAUGGGUUGGGUAUCAGAUAAUUCUGGGAGUAGGCCGAGGAGCCGGAUUUCAAACCCCUAUCAUCGCAAUCCAAAACACACUUCCGCCGAGUGAGAUAUCCGUUGGCAUGUCUAUUCUCAUGUUCAUUCAGACGCUGUCCGGCGCGGUGUUCCUGACAUUUGCGGACGUGAUUUUCUCGACUGGUUUGAAGUCCCUUAUUCCGAAAGACGCUCCCAAUGUGAAUCCAGAGGUUGUUAUUGCGGCAGGUGCCACUGGUAUCCGGGCUGCGGUGUCGAGUGAAAAUCUUCCGGGUGUAUUGACGGCCUAUGCGAAAAGUGUAGACCAUGUCUUCUACAUGUCUGCCAGCCUUGGCGUUGUGUGCAUGGUCUUUGCCUUCGGCAUGGGGUGGAAGGAUGUCCGGAAAAAAAAACCUACGGGGCAAGUCUGA
Messenger RNA from Penicillium atrosanguineum, 1758 nucleotides. Its product is annotated as MDR family MFS transporter. The transcript has 8 exons. The coding region runs from base 1 to 1758 and encodes 585 amino acids. NCBI's taxonomy places the organism in Eukaryota, Fungi, Ascomycota, Eurotiomycetes, Eurotiales, Aspergillaceae. Gene Ontology annotation, biological process: transmembrane transport. The record is from RefSeq and is a predicted model, not a curated record. Gene Ontology annotation, molecular function: transmembrane transporter activity.